CCGGGCAGCCAUUUGUUUGCGGCCGCGGGAUUGGUCGCCCGGCUCCCGCGAGGGGGAGGGGAGGGAGGCAGCGCGCACUCGCGCGUGCGUGAGCUGGCGCGCGAGGAAGGGCCCGGUCGCGCCGAGGCUCGAGCGGCCGUCGCCAUUUUGUAGGGUUCUCUCUGACGCGGGAGCCGCCGCCGCCGCCGCCGCCACCCGGAGGCUCUUGUCAGGAUGGUGAAGCUUUUCAUCGGAAACCUGCCACGGGAGGCCACAGAGCAGGAGAUCCGCUCACUCUUUGAGCAGUAUGGGAAGGUGCUGGAAUGUGACAUCAUUAAGAACUAUGGCUUUGUGCACAUAGAGGACAAGACGGCCGCCGAGGAUGCCAUACGCAACCUGCACCACUACAAGCUUCAUGGGGUGAACAUCAACGUGGAAGCCAGCAAGAAUAAGAGCAAAGCUUCAACCAAGUUACAUGUGGGCAACAUCAGUCCCACUUGUACCAACCAAGAGCUUCGGGCCAAGUUUGAAGAGUAUGGUCCAGUCAUCGAAUGCGACAUCGUGAAAGAUUAUGCCUUCGUACACAUGGAGCGGGCAGAGGAUGCAGUGGAGGCCAUCAGGGGCCUUGACAACACAGAGUUUCAAGGCAAAAGAAUGCACGUGCAGUUGUCCACCAGUCGGCUUCGGACUGCCCCUGGGAUGGGAGACCAGAGCGGCUGCUAUCGGUGCGGGAAAGAGGGGCACUGGUCCAAAGAGUGCCCAGUAGAUCGUACAGGUCGAGUGGCGGACUUUACUGAGCAAUAUAAUGAACAGUAUGGAGCAGUUCGCACGCCAUACACCAUGGGCUACGGGGAAUCCGUGUAUUACAACGAUGCAUAUGGAGCAUUCGACUACUAUAAGCGUUACCGGGUUCGCUCUUAUGAGGCGGUGGCAGCAGCAGCAGCAGCUUCCGCAUACAACUACGCGGAGCAGACCAUGUCCCAUCUGCCUCAAGUCCAAAACACAGCAGUGUCCAGCCACCUCAACUCCACUUCUGUUGAUCCCUACGACAGACACCUGUUGCCGAACUCUGGCGCUGCUGCCACCUCAGCUGCUAUGGCUGCUGCCGCUGCCAACACUUCAUCCUAUUAUGGAAGGGACAGGAGUCCGCUGCGUCGUGCUGCAGCUGUGCUCCCCACCGUUGGAGAGGGCUACGGUUAUGGGCCAGAGAGUGAGUUGUCCCAAGCUUCAGCAGCUGCACGGAAUUCUCUGUAUGACAUGGCCCGGUAUGAGCGGGAGCAGUAUGUGGACCGAGCACGGUACUCAGCCUUUUAAAAACUGGAGGUGUGAACCUCAAAUGGACUGAAUAACCCUGAGUUGGUUGCAGUCCCAGGAGCCUGAUGUUAAUGAGGCUGCCAGGAUGAAAUACUCCAGAACUAUUGGGGAUCCAAAUUCGGGUCUCACCUUAGCAGAACUGAUCCAAGAACGUCACAGCUUUUGAAGUCGAUUGGCACAGAUCAAGACCAAGAUUUGGCCCUUUGUCUAUAAUAAGUAGAGGAACUUGGUGUGAGUUAACUUUUUUUUCCCCUCAGCCAUUGGUGUCUGGAGUUCCCAUCAAUAGAAGAAUUAGAGAAUUCUAGGAGUGAUUUCUUCUUUUGAUUUGGCAAGGGAGAUGUGGUCAAUUAGGGGAAUCACUGGAACUGUGGCUCUAAAUCUGUGACAGUGUGACACAUAGGUGUGUUACUGAUGGGUGAAUGGCCAAUUGCUCCUUGAUACCCUACCCUUUGUGACUAUCAUUUCUGAAAGCUUAUUUACUAUGAAAGAGUAAAAUGAAAUACAUUUAGAAUAGUGCAGUUGGCCAUAUAUGAGAUCUCAGCAUCUUCUGCUUUUCCUGGACCCAAAAACUAAAUUGUGGUUCUUAAUGUGUGCCCUUUGUUGGCCUAAAACAUGAAUAAGAAAAUAAGAUGUAUUUAUCACCAACAUAAUAUCCUCCAAGUAGAUUGCAUCUUGU
Messenger RNA from Microcebus murinus (gray mouse lemur), 1969 nucleotides. Lineage: Eukaryota; Metazoa; Chordata; Mammalia; Primates; Cheirogaleidae. The record is from RefSeq and is a predicted model, not a curated record.